Messenger RNA from Moneuplotes crassus, 675 nucleotides. NCBI's taxonomy places the organism in Eukaryota, Ciliophora, Spirotrichea, Euplotida, Euplotidae. The record is from the annotation of a GenBank genome assembly.
AAUGUCCCCUCCGAUCUCUUUAAUUACCCCUUCAACGAUCUUUUAUUACACAAGUGUGUACCCAGUCAGACAAAAACUGCGUCCAUUCCACAUAUUUCAUUAUAUCCUAGAAGUCCUAAAUGUACUGCUGUCCAUCUUCAUGUUGGUCCUGGUAAUUCUAAUUUACUUGGGACUCUAUUACAUUCUGUUCUUUAUUGCAGUUGUACUACAGGUGCUGUUCGGGUUCUUCUAUGUGAACUUCCCUCUUAAUAUAUUUGUCCGAAAUCUGAUUGUAAGACUGGUGUUCUUAGUGCUAGGUAUUGGAUUUGUUGCAUAUUUUAUCUAUUAUGUCAUUGAAGUACUAAUCCCAUUGAUCAGGAAUAUAAACCACGGAGGUGCAAGUGUAGUAGAUGAAUGGGUAAGUGCUGUCUUAGGAGUCGUCUGUAUCCUUCCUGUGCUCUACUUCUGAUCCAUCUUUGCUAUCUUCCUCAGAAGAUUAUGAAUUGCAAAAACUAUUAAGAAAGAAAUUCAGAAAGGCAACAUUGAUCUAUCUGAGCAUCAUAAUAUAAAUGACAGCGAGAAUGCUAAUUUGAAAGAGAACUACACCACGAUUCAGAAUUAUGGUGCCAAUGCCAAUUCUAUGAUAGAUUAGAACGAACUUUAUAUAACUUUUCGGGACUAAAUAGGCAGAUCUUU